AUGAAAACACACAAGAAGAGGAGCCUUGCGGCCUCUGCAGGCUAUCCGGGGGUGGAGGUUAGGAAGAAGAAAAAGAAAGGACUUCGCCAAGAGGGUCCGGCGGAGCAAGAAGCCAGCCUCGAGCGCGACGAUGUCACCACACAGGACUCUGCAGAGGAGGCCCAUGAAGACGUUUCUUCGCCGGCAGAAACGCCGGAGGCCUCAGACCGCGCAAGCGCCGCACACGCGCAAGCUGACGAGACAACAAAGAAGCCUGCCGGAAAAGACUCCUUUUUCAGCGACGUCACCUUCGCGUCGCUCGAUAUCUGCGAACCCGUCAAACGGGCACUGGCGGAGAUGAAGAUGGAGCGCCUCACAGAGAUCCAAUCGAAAGCCAUUCCGCGGCUUCUAGAGGGCCGAGACGUCUUGGGAGCGGCGAAAACAGGUUCUGGCAAGACACUGGCAUUCCUCGUUCCUGCCAUCGAGCUGCUGUACCAAGUCAAAUUUCUUCCACGCAACGGGACGGGUGUAAUUGUCAUAUCGCCAACCCGCGAGCUGUCUCUGCAGAUCUUCGACGUCGCCGCAGAAGUCGCCAAGUUUCUGCCCCAGACGCUUGGCCUCGUCAUCGGAGGCGCGAACCGGAAACACGAAGUCGAGAAGCUCCAGAAAGGCGUUAACAUCCUUGUCGCCACGCCGGGCAGACUCCUUGACCACCUUCAGAAUACGAAGGGCUUCCAGUACUCGAACCUGCUCUCGCUGGUCAUCGACGAGGCUGACCGAAUUCUCCAGAUUGGUUUCGAAGAAGAAAUGAACGCGAUUCUUCAGAUGCUCCCGCAGACGCGUCAAACGUGCCUCUUCUCUGCCACGCAAAGCGCCAAAGUGGCAGACCUCGCGCGACUCUCCCUGAAGAAGCCCGUCUUCGUUGAGGUGAAGGACUCUGUCGCGACCGUGCGCGGCAUUCAGCAAGGCUACGUGGUUUGCCCUGCAGAGGAGCGUUUCCUUCUCCUUUUCACGUUUUUGAAGAAGAAUCGCGAAAAGAAGAUCAUGGUCUUCUUCAGCAGCUGCAUGUCUGUGCGCUUCCACGACGAGCUGUUCAACUACAUUGAUCUCCCGACAACGUGCAUCCACGGCAAAAAGAAACAGAACGCGCGCAUGUCGACCUAUUACGACUUCUGCAACGCGGAGAAAGGCAUUCUUCUCUGCACCGAUGUCGCCGCCCGCGGUCUCGAUAUCCCGAAGGUCGACUGGAUUGUUCAGUACGACCCGCCUGAUGACCCCAAGGAGUACAUCCACCGUGUGGGACGCACAGCGCGUGGCGCGGGGGGAAAAGGAAAGGCUUUGCUUUUUCUGAUGGCCGAAGAGAUUGGAUUUCUGCGCUACCUCAAGCAAGCCGGCGUGCCGCUCAACGAGUACACGUUCCCGUCAAACAAAAUUGCCAAUGUACAGAGCCAGCUGGAGAGGCUCAUCGAGAAAAACUACUAUCUCCACAAGGCUUCCCAAGACGCCUAUCGGUCGUAUCUCCACGCCUACGCAUCACACACGCUGAAGGACAUCUUCAACGUGCACUCCCUAGACCUUCAGCGCGUAGCCCGGGCCUUUGGGUUUUCAGUUCCGCCCCGCGUGGAGCUGAAUCUCAAGGCGAAAAGCCGCAGCAAAGUCGACAAGAAGACUCAAAGGUUUUCUGGAACAGGCCACAAAUUCUCCGCUUCGAAUCCCUAUGGCAAAAGAGAGGCUGACGACAAGCGCCAGUUUUCACGGUAG
Molecule: messenger RNA, 1740 nt
Organism: Besnoitia besnoiti
Lineage: Eukaryota; Apicomplexa; Conoidasida; Eucoccidiorida; Sarcocystidae
Product: DEAD/DEAH box ATP-dependent RNA helicase
Exons: 9
Coding region: 1-1740 (579 amino acids)
Biological process (GO): maturation of LSU-rRNA from tricistronic rRNA transcript (SSU-rRNA, 5.8S rRNA, LSU-rRNA)
Cellular component (GO): nucleolus
Molecular function (GO): ATP binding; nucleic acid binding; RNA helicase activity
Source: RefSeq, a predicted model, not a curated record